UUUUGAACGGUGUGCAAGCGAGCAGUUUGAUUUGGACACAGCUACUUUCUGAGGCUCUGUUUUGAAGACGGUCUGUCUUUAUAACUGGAAUAUGCUCACUAUUUCCCAAGAAAGGAGCUGAAGAAGUCCCAACACAAUGUCCGUGGCUGUGGAAACCUCAGUGUCCAGGAUGUCUCUCCCUGUCCCCACCCACUUCUCCCAUGCAGAGCAAACCUUCUCCCUCAAAAAACGCCAUCUCCCUUUUUCCUCCAUGUCCAAUUCCAACUCAUCCUACUGUUCCCUUUCCAAUCUCUCACACACUCUGCCCCCGCUGCCGCCGUCCAAGGGAUGUCCCCCCCUGAGCAGGAUGUUCCCCCAGCAGCCCACCCCCUGGACCCCUCUGUCAGGUUCCCUCAGCAAGACUCCCCCUCCGAAUGCUGUUUAUGAUCCCAGCAAACAGCAGUCCUAUUUCGAUCAAUGCUACACUAAUUUGGGCCUGCUGGGACGAGGAUCUUUCGGAGAGGUCUACAAGGUGAAAAGCAACUUGGACGGUCGCCAGUAUGCAGUCAAGCGCUCUGCUCACCGCUUCAGGGGCAACAGUGAGAGGAGCCGGAGCACGAGGGAAGCCAAGAACCACGAGCGCCUCUGUCCUCACCCUCACAUCCUCGAUUUUGUGGCAGCGUGGGAAGAAUGUGGCCGACUGUACAUCCAGACCGAGCUCUGCAGCACCAGCCUGCUGCUCCAUGCGGAGAACCAGCCUCCUGGACCAGAUGAGCCUGCAGCAUGGGCCUACCUGUGCGACCUCCUCUCAGCUCUGCAGCACUUGCACUCUCUUGGUUUUGUGCACCUGGACCUCAAGCCCGCCAAUGUCCUCAUCACUGACUCGGGCCGCCUUAAGCUGGCGGACUUCGGGCUGCUGUUUGAGCUCAAAAAGAAGAGCACAGGGUCUUUAGAGGGGAAAGGGAAAGAUGACAUCCAGGAGGGGGAUCCCAGAUACAUGGCCCCUGAGCUGCUGCGGGGGGAGUAUGAGCCAGCUGCAGAUGUUUUCAGUUUGGGUGUUUCUAUUCUGGAACUGGCCUGUAAUAUGGAAGUUCCUAAUGGAGGAGAGGGCUGGCAACAGCUCAGGCAAGGCUGCCUCCCCUCAGAGUUCACCAGUGAUCUGUCAGCUGAGCUUCAGGCAGUGCUGCGGAUGAUGUUGGCCCCGGAGCCCUCUGAGAGGCCGACAGUCUCUGAGCUCCUGUCUCUCCCCUCUGUGAGGAAACACAGGUGGAGGAGGCGGAUCUAUCUCGUGGUGGCAGAGACCACGCUGACACUGCUCUCCUUCUGUCAGUUGGCGGUGUGCUUUGGGUGCAGACUGCUGUCCUCACUUCACUUGUCUUUUCUGCCUCACUGGUCAAAGCCGGUUCCCAGCACUCCUCCUAAGGGGAGUUGGGACAAAGAUCUGACACUGCCGCUCAGUGCCAUGCAUGCUGACUCCGGGAGUCCAGAGGACGAUGCAGUGUUCCUGUUGGAUCAAACCGACGUGGAGCUCUCCCCCACCUUCUCACACAGGGUAACAUCUAGACUGUCUUUGGACAGCACAUCCACUCCUCUGCCAAGAUCCCCAAGACACAGUCAUCGAAGUCCUGCCCACACCCCCACUCACUCGAACCUGGGGGAUUGGUCCUCCUGUAACCUGGCGCAGACCCCCUUCAGCAUCCACUCCAAUGGUUCCUGCCACACACUGCCACCCAGUAUUAACCCUUUACGCAUAGAGCUUUUUGCAGAUAGCAUUAAUGAAAAGUCGACACAGAGCCCACACUCUGUAGCCAACAAGUCCUCGCAGCGACGCAGCUGGAUCCGCACAGAGGAGGCUUUACCCCGACCCAACUUUGAACCAAAGAACCUGCUCAGUCUGUUUGAGGACACAACUGUAGAGCCAUGAUCAAAACACUGCCAGUUUACUUUUAGGGGUAAAGAUGUUUUCACUUUAAAAUGUUAUGUCAAAGGGAAGUUGUGUUUGAAUGUGCUUUACUCUGAACUGCCAUUACACCUAAGUCUUACAACAGCUUCUUUUAACGUGUACUUGAAAAAAGAAAUAUUUAGGGAAAAGGGUUGCAUUUAUAAUCAGACCUUCAAAGCACUUUUUAUGUUUGUGUAAAGGAUAAUCUGUUGCUGGAAUGACAAGUCAGGAAGUAUUGUGAAUAUAAGUUAUCAUUAGCUUGAUGUACUCUGAGUCAUUUACCUCAUGAGUCAUAGAACAUAAUAAAAAAAAAGAGGCGAAACUUAA
Notothenia coriiceps (black rockcod) is the source of this 2248-nucleotide messenger RNA. It is a transcript of the gene pkmyt1, whose product is annotated as protein kinase, membrane associated tyrosine/threonine 1. Bases 137 to 1903 code for a protein of 588 amino acids. NCBI's taxonomy places the organism in Eukaryota, Metazoa, Chordata, Actinopteri, Perciformes, Nototheniidae. The record is from RefSeq and is a predicted model, not a curated record. The transcript is spliced from 8 exons. Gene Ontology annotation, molecular function: ATP binding; protein kinase activity. Gene Ontology annotation, cellular component: cytoplasm; nucleus. Gene Ontology annotation, biological process: negative regulation of G2/MI transition of meiotic cell cycle; protein phosphorylation; meiotic cell cycle.